Truncatella angustata is the source of this 246-nucleotide messenger RNA. RefSeq lists its product as uncharacterized. The record is from RefSeq and is a predicted model, not a curated record. Bases 1 to 246 code for a protein of 81 amino acids. Lineage: Eukaryota; Fungi; Ascomycota; Sordariomycetes; Amphisphaeriales; Sporocadaceae. The transcript has 2 exons.
AUGCCUCUCGUCAUCCCUGGAAUCACUGGCAACUCUAGUGACAAGACGGAGCAAUGGACCAACAAGCUGGUCGGCAAGAAGCUCUCGGAUUCGUCCAGCAACGAGAUUAACUUCUGCAAGAAGGACUUGCCUCAAGAGUGCCGUGUCAUCGAGCCGGGCCAGAUGGUCACCAAGGACUUCAACGAGAACAGACUCAACGUUCACCUGAAGGAGGACGGAACCGUCAGCCACGUCCAGCACGGCUGA